AUGAAAACAACAAUCGCUCCCACCAGCGACCGCCCUGCUUCCACCCUUGCGUCCCCCAACGCAUGCCCCAAGUCCCUCAAGAACACUAUCAGCAUCGCCGCCGCCGCCACCAGAGCAGCGCAGCCCACAACACACCCCACUCACCAGAACCCCAGAAUGAACACGACAAUUGCCCCCACCAGCGGCCGCCCUGCUUCAAUCCUCGCAUCUCCCAGAUCGCCGCCACCACCACCAGAGCGGAGCAACGCACAUCCCAUCCCAUCAGCAGCAGAGCAGAGCAGCGCACAUCAUCCCAUCCCAUCAGCAGCAGAGCAGAGCAGCGCACAUCCCAUCCCAUCAGCAGCAGAGCAGAGCAGCGCACAUCCCAUCCCAUCAGCACCAGAGCAGAGCAACGCACAACCCAUCCCAUCAGCAGCAGAGCAGAGCAGCGCACAUCCCAUCCCAUCAGCACCAGAGCAGAGCAACGCACAACCCAUCCCAUCAGCAGCAGAGCAGAGCAGCGCACAUCCCAUCCCAUCAGCAGCAGAGCAGAGCAGCGCACAUUUUAUCCCAUCAGCAGCAGAGCAGAGCAGCGCACAUCCCAUCCCAUCAGCAGCAGAGCAGAGCAGCGCACAUUUUAUCAGCACCAGAACUUCUAUGCAUUCUCCCACUCACCAGAACCCGAGAAUGAACACGACGAUUGCCCCCACCAGCGGCCACCCUUCUUCCACCCUCACAUCCCCCAACGCGUGCCCCAAGUCCCUCGAGAACGCAAUCAGCAUCGCCGCCACCGCCACCACAGCAGAGCACAUCUCAUUGGUCUCUUGCAGUUAG
This is a messenger RNA of Closterium sp. NIES-65, 813 nucleotides long. NCBI's taxonomy places the organism in Eukaryota, Viridiplantae, Streptophyta, Zygnematophyceae, Desmidiales, Closteriaceae. The record is from the annotation of a GenBank genome assembly.